AUGGCUUUGAUGCCUUGGGUGGUUCAACACGCCGUGAGGGAAUUCACCUUCCCGGCCAGGAAACGCGGCUGCCGAGCGCUCCGGCUGAGCGCGGGCGCCUGCUGGGGACGCCGCGGGGGCUGGCAGAAACCCAUCCUGGAGCCUCCUUACAUCGAGUCCCACCAACGGAUCUGCACCUACAACGAGACCAGGAUGGUGAUGGUGAAGCUGCCCAGGUGUGCCCCUGACAUGGACCCCUUCUACACCUACCCGGUGGCCAUCUGCUGUGACUGUGACAUCUGCUCCACUGCUACCACUGAGUGUGAGACCUACUGA
Molecule: messenger RNA, 315 nt
Organism: Lonchura striata (white-rumped munia)
Lineage: Eukaryota; Metazoa; Chordata; Aves; Passeriformes; Estrildidae
Source: RefSeq, a predicted model, not a curated record